This is a messenger RNA of Equus quagga, 459 nucleotides long. RefSeq names its product membrane spanning 4-domains A18 (gene MS4A18). The record is from RefSeq and is a predicted model, not a curated record. Lineage: Eukaryota; Metazoa; Chordata; Mammalia; Perissodactyla; Equidae.
AUGGCAACAGACAGAGAGAAGAUUGGACCCGACCAUGUACCCGGCAUUAUUGACCCAGGUAACAUCCACAUCAUCCAGCCCAGGAGUUCUGUGGCUUCUGGAAGCCAUGGAAGGCAGCCUUUGAGGAUGACCACUUACUCAACCUCAGCAAGAACGACCAAGGGUGACGCAGAAAGAGUGAACUUACAGAAGCCACUCAUGCAGAAUCCAAAUCUUCUGAAACUUAUCCCUGGGCCAACAUACACCUUGAACCAGUCACAAUGGAACGUGUCAUUUGGAUCAUUUCCUCCUUUUGAUCCAAAGAAAUUCAUAAAUGAGGAGGACAGAACAUUACAGGUGAGCAUGAUUUCUUUUUCUCCCCAGUUUGGGUCACUUCAUAAGCCCACCUUGACUGCACUUGGCUGAGGAAGGGAAUGGAUGUAGAGAGCAAAGGACAAAGGGUAGGUGGCAGUUUCUGGA